GCAGGUGCAGAAGCCAGCAAAGAGGAGCCUGGGGUUCAAGCUGAUAGUGUCCCCUGAUCCCCUCACCAGGGUUAGGGUACAGAUCUGCAGGCAGGCUGGGUGCCAGCCUAGAACUGCCCAGCAAGGAGAAGACCCAGGGCCCGACCUUCUUGUGACAACACAGGCAUCUGGAGCUCCACCGAGACCAGCAGUGCCCGGGGCGCGCAGCCUUCAGCGACAGACAGCCUUGUUCCCGGAGUCUCCUUCCAGCCGGGCCUCAGUCUGACGCCCAAGCCCUUAGCAGGAAGCCGGCUCCCAAACCCGGGCAGUGGGUGUGAGCCCAGGGCAAAACCCCGCCCCUUAGGGGUCCCUGAUCUUUGCCCUCGCCCUGGGUUCCGUGCCUCCCCAAGAGGCCGGCGGGCGGCGAUGCCUUUUGUGUGUUUCACUCCAAAGUACCAGAGACCCCCCAGCACUGCGCCGCGUCCCCUGGAGGCCCCCGGCCCCUCCUCUUGGCGUCCCCAGCCCCCCUGCUCGGCUCCGCGUGCCAGCUCGGGACUCGCUGGUUCGCUCCCCGCGGCGCCAGGAGGAGGGGCGAGGGCCGGCAGCCCCCUCCCCCGCGCGCGGCGCCGGAGCCCAGCCGAGCUGGGGGGACCCGCCGCCGCCGGUCAUGUGGGCCGGACUGCUCCUCCGGGCCGCCUGCGUCGCGCUCCUGCUGCCGGGGGCCUCGACCCACGGCUACACCGGGAGGAAGGCGCCCGGGCACUUCGCUGCCGAGAGACGCCGGCUGGGCCCCCAUGUCUGCCUCUCGGGGUUCGGGAGUGGCUGCUGCCCUGGCUGGGCGCCCUCCAUGGGCAGUGGGCACUGCACCCUUCCCCUCUGCUCCUUUGGCUGUGGGAGUGGCGUCUGCAUCGCUCCCAACGUCUGCUCAUGCCAGGAUGGAGAGCAAGGGGCCACCUGCCCAGGUGUGGUGCCUGUUUUAGAAGCCCACGGACCCUGUGGAGAGUAUGGCUGUGACCUUACCUGUAACCAUGGCGGCUGUCAGGAAGUGGCCCGAGUGUGCCCCGUGGGCUUCUCGAUGACAGAGACAGCUGUCGGCAUCAGGUGCACUGGGAGAUGCGUCAGGACAGUAACAGUCCCAUGUGAUGUGACCACACCUGGUGAAAUGCAAGGGGCCAGGACCCACAGAGGGACAGACAUUGAUGAAUGCUUAAGCUCCUCCUGCGAGGGCCACUGCGUGAACACGGAAGGCGGGUUUGUGUGUGAGUGUGGGCCGGGCAUGCAGCUGUCCGCUGACCGCCACAGCUGCCAAGACACUGAUGAAUGCCUUGGAACCCCCUGUCAGCAGAGAUGCAGAAACAGCAUUGGCAGCUACAGGUGUUCCUGUAGACCUGGCUUCCAUCUCCACGGCAACCGGCACUCCUGCGUAGAUGUAAACGAGUGUCGGAGGCCGCUGGAAAGGCGAGUCUGCCAGCAUUCCUGCCAUAACACCGUGGGCAGCUUCCUGUGCACGUGCCGACCUGGCUUCAGGCUCCGAGCCGACCGAGUGUCCUGUGAAGCUUUCCGGAAGGCUGUGCUGGCGCCAUCUGCCAUCCUUCAGCCCCUACAACACCCGCCCAAGAUACUGCUGCUUCCUGAGGCGGGCCGGCCUGCCCUCUACGCCGGACAUAGCCCCCCUUCCGGGGCUCCAGGGCCCCCAACCGGAGUCAGGACUGCCAGCCAGCCCUCUCCCACCCGAGCACCACCCACAUCCUUCCCAGCUGCCCCGAAGCAGCUGCCGCCCACCCUGAUGGCAGCCCCAGUGCCAAGCGCCUCCCUGUUGGGGACCCUAGGACCUCCCUCACAACUCCAGGAGGUGACACCUGCCUUGCCCAGGGGCCCCGCGGCCACUCGGCUGGCACCAGGCCCCUCUGCCUGCUGGCACCUGGGAGCCAUGUAUGAGUCAGGAAGCCGCUGGAAAGAGCCUGAGUGUUCCCAGUGCUGGUGCAAGGAACGGGAGGUGACCUGUGAGAAGGUGGCGUGUGAAGCCGCGUGUUCCCACCCCAUCCCCGCUGGCGGUGAGGGGUGCUGCCCAUCGUGUACAGGCUGUUUUCACAGUGGCAUCAUCCGAGCUGAAGGGGACGUGUUUUCACCUCCCAAUGAGAACUGCACUGUCUGUGUCUGCCUGGCUGGAAAUGUGUCCUGCAUCUCCCCGGAGUGUCCUCCUGGCCCCUGUCAUACCUCCCCGAAGUCGGGCUGCUGUACUUGCGUUCCAGUGAGAUGCUAUUUCCACGGCCGGUGGUAUGCAGACGGGGCUGUGUUCAGCGGGGCUGGUGACGAGUGCACCACAUGCAUCUGCCAGAAUGGGGAGGUGGAAUGUUCCUUCAUGCCGUGUCCAGAACUGGAUUGCCCCCGAGAGGAGUGGUGGCUGGGCCCAGGACAGUGCUGCUUCACCUGCAGGGAGCCCGCGCCCAUGACAGGCUGCUCUCUCGAUGACAACGGGGUUGAGUUUCCAAUCGGACAGAUCUGGUCUCCUGGUGAUCCCUGUGAGUUAUGCAUCUGCCAGGCAGAUGGCUCAGUGAGCUGCAAGAGGACAGACUGUGUGGACUCCUGCCCUCACCCGAUUCAUGUCCCUGGACAGUGCUGCCCAGACUGCUCAGCAGGCUGCACCUACAUAGGCAGAAUCUUCUACAACAACCAGACGUUCCCGUCUGUGCUGGACCCGUGUCUGAGCUGCAUCUGCCUGCUGGGCUCAGUGGCCUGCUCACCUGUGGACUGCCCCAUCACCUGCACCUACCCUUUCCACCCUGAUGGGGAGUGCUGCCCGGUGUGCCAAGACUGCAACUACGAGGGGAGGAAGGUGGUGAAUGGCCAGGUGUUCACCUUGGACGAUGAGCCCUGUACCCAGUGCACGUGCCAGCUGGGAGAGGUGAGCUGUGAGACCAUUCCCUGCCAGCAAACGUGCUCAGACCCCUCCAUGCCCCUUGGGGACUGCUGCUUCUCCUGCCCAGAUUGGGAAACUGAGGCCCGAAGAGGUGACGUAAGGGCCUGGCUCCUUCUCCUGGCGCAUCCUGCUUCAGCUACGUGCACCACACGCCUUUCCCCAACAAGAGCGCCUUUAAUGGAGAAACCACUUUUUACUGAAAUAGAAUAUGAACUGCUUCCUUUCAAGAACCAAAAAAAAAUGAGGAAACUGAGACCCAAGGAACUUACGUAUCUUACACAGGCCACACAGUACCCGGCAGAGCCACUUUGGUGGCCUGCCCCCUUGCAUUCGUGGCUCCUUUUCAUCUUCUCUCUGUGGAGGCAGGAGCCGGCUGGUCCUCGCCAGAUUCCCUGGAGGAAAAGCGGGGACUGUCCGCUCGUGGAGCCACGGUGUCGGGCAAGGUGGCUCGGAGCCCUCUCAGAGACGCCGAGUCCCUGCUCAGCUGUAGCUCCUGCGCAGGGCCCCUGGCAGCAUGGCCUCAGAGGCCGGCCCUCCGUCUCCUCCAGCUUCUCUUACAAGCAAACCCAUCUGGUGUGCGGACUUCAUCCCCAAUCCCCUCGGGAACCCAGGCCUCACCCUCACCCACUUUGGGGCCGCGGGACGUGGUCCUGGGGGAGCCCGGGGUCUCCCAGUCACCUUGGCCCUCAGCAGGGCCUUGGGCCCCUGCAGGAGCCUCCACUCUACCUCCAGCCUCCCCUGGGGCUCCUGGGCCACCUCCCGUUUCCCCAGAGCCCUCUUUCUCAGCCUCCGGGGCCCAGACAGCGUCCAGACGGCCUUCUCUGCCUGCCACUGUCCUGGCUGAAGAAGCUUCAACCCUUCCCACAACAAUUCCCGGCCCCUCAGAGACCUCCAUCGCUCUCGUCAGACCUCACAGACUCUCCUCCCCCACCUCCAGGCUCUCUGCGGCCCUUGGAGCCACGGCCAGCCACAGCCCGCAGCAGCCCACGGCUGGGGCCUCAGGGAGGGAGGGGUCCACCGGGUAAGCAGGCCUCCUGGUCAGGGCUGUGCCUGGAGACCCUGGACAGAGACAGUUCAGCUGGCAGGGAGGCUCUGGGGGCAAACGAGUCUCGUGGCACGGGAGGGGUUUACUCCCACAGUGCUCCUGGUGGGGGUGGCAAGUCCCCAGGGCUCGAUACAGCCUCGGCCCCAAGAAGCAUUUGCAAUGUGCUGUGCCAGCCCAGCAAACGGCGUUCUCCACGGUCAGCGUCCUCCCUGGGCAGCACACCCUGCUUGUCUUCUGAGGAAGGUUGGGGCUCUGAGCUCCCCCACUCUGGAGGAAGAGUAGAGAGGGCCUGGGGUUCCACUGGGAUUGCGCCACCUGUCAUUACACGCCCUUGCCUGGGGUUCCUGAUUAAAGGCUGUCUCAGUCUCCCCCAGGCUGCCCUGCGCAUUCACUUGUCACCUUUGGAAAGGUGAGAAAAUUUCACUCAGAGCCCAGAGCGGUGAAGUCGUGUCCUGCCUCAACCUCCCAGCUUGGGAGAAAAGCUGGCACCAAACCGGGGACGGGUUGGGUAGGGUCUUGUGUAAGCAUCUGGUGACCUCUGGAUGACUUCUAAAGUGAGAGGGGGACAGACAGACAGAGAGGCGUUGCAGGUGGGCCCCUGGGAGGGCAUCACUGGAGCAUGACGGUAGGCAGGCAGUUCCUGAGGGCGCACUGUCAGCACUCACACCUGUGGGCGUGAGGGAGGGAGCGAGGAGAGGUCAGGGUGCUGUACAGUCCCAAGGUCUCAGCCAAGCCCCUGUGGGGGCUCUGAGGCUGGGGUGGCCCUUAGAGUUGUCCUGAGUUGGGCCAAGGGGACAGGGCUUUGUGCCUCCAUGUGGACCAGUAAUUCUUUCUGGCUGCCCCAGGAAAGGGGGAUGACCUUGGGCAAGGUAGCCCUGUCAGCCACAGUUCCCAGGGGGCACUGAUGGCCACCAGCUGUCAGCCAACAACCUUCCCAGCAGCUGGGGGAAUAAGUCUGUCACUCCUGAAGGGGGAAUCUGGGUGGUGCAGACCAGUUUGCGUGACAGGUGGAAAGAAGACAGUGUUAUAAAUGUGGGCGAGUGAGACAGAGGUGGAAAACAGCUGUGCUGUCACCGAGUCACUGGAGUGCUACCACUGAAGCCCAGGGGACUGCAGAAGGAGCCACAGCCCCUCCCUCAUUUGCCUAGGCCACCCUCCUCUUCGCUGCCCUCUGACCUGUGGCUCACCACUCUUCCCCAGGUGAACUGUCUGCACUGCGGUGCUGGCGGCAAAGGCCACCUGGGGUAUCCAGCCCAGACAUACCGUAGUAGUGGGAUUCUAACCCAAGCCUGGUGGCAUGGAUGAUGAAUUUGGAGUAAGGAGCAUAGAAACCAAAGACUAGAGAUGCAAAGGACUUAGAGACCAUUCUGUCUAGUAAGACACAAACAUGGCAGUUCAGCAGGAGGCCUGGGUGCUGUGAACCCUGGUUUGAGCGGGACUAGCCGUGGGAUCUCCAGUCUCACUCUCUCGUCUGUGUAAUGGGGGCCCUAACAGUCCUGCCUCAUGGAGUCGUGGCGACAGCAUGUGAUAAUGCCUCCAUAAGUCCUGGUGGUUUGUGUUUGUGGCUGGGUGCAGCCCACCCAGCUUCACGAUACCACCUGGAACCUAAUUUCAGAAUGAAAGUGUAGACGCUGGCUCCCUCUACACUGCAACUUCUUGAGCCCAGCUGACAACGUGGUAGUAGCUAAAAGUGCUGAAUUUCCCGCUGUUCAAUAAACU
Messenger RNA from Manis javanica (Malayan pangolin), 5663 nucleotides. The record is from RefSeq and is a predicted model, not a curated record. NCBI's taxonomy places the organism in Eukaryota, Metazoa, Chordata, Mammalia, Pholidota, Manidae.